AUGACUACAUUUGAAGAACCCAUCAUUUAAAUUAUAGUAGAUGAAAUUGCUGAAGAAUAAGGUGAUUAAAAAAAUAGAAAAGAAAUUGAUGAAAAUAAAAAGAACAAGAAAUAAUUAAAAUCGGAUAAGACUUAAAAAGGAUUUAGAUCUAAUUUUGAUGGAAAAUAAUAAUUCGGAGAUAAAUCCAUAUGUAGAUUAUGUUAAUAAACAACUUUAUAAUAACUUUAUAAUAUAUGCAAUAGGUGUCAUUUUAGAUAUCAUCAAGAGUGUGCAAAUUAAAAUUAAUAUGGAUCUUAUAACAAAGAAACUUAAAAAUGGAUAUGCAAAAAAUGUAUUAAUAGAUUAGAGAUAUUAAACAAAAAAAAUAAAGAUAAAAAAAGAAAGAAAAGAAAAAUACAAAUAUAAAUAUAGAGUACAGAAUAAAGUGAUAAUGAAAAUAAAGUUUCUCUAACUGAUUUUUUGUAGAGAUUUCCAACAUACAAAAAUCAAGGAUAAAUUUUGUUUCCUAUUCUUGAUGAAUAUUUAAUAGCAUAUUAAGACCUUUUUCAAGUAGAAUCAAAAAAGAAACCUUAAAUAAAAGAAGACUAAGAUAUUCCCAACUAAUAUUUCUAAUAAGUCUUAAUCAUUUGGGAUGCAUAUAAUAAUUAUGACAAAAUUGUUAGUGAUAUAUUAAAUGUUGAAGAGAGCAAUUAAGAUAAUGUAUUUAUUUGAAUAUUAGUUUAGUAAUCUCAAAUAGGAACAUUUAUUCAUUUCAAAGAUCAUCAUUAGUUAUAUUCAUAGAAAUCAAGAAAAUAAAUUUAUCAGAUGUUAGAUACUGAACCUCUUAAGUUAGUUGAAUUUUUUAGUUGGUUUUAUGCAAAAUAGUUAAUUGAAGAUGUAGACUUUGAGUAAAUUUAGAAAGCAUAAGAAGUAAUAAUUAAUUUUUAUUUAGAAUGCUUUUUGGUAUUUAAUGGGGUUUUUAUGGUAUAAUAAUAGAUAGCAAUAUUAUGAAAUAUAUAAAGAAUCAUUACAAUAUAUAGCACAUUAUUUAUAUCAGUAAGGAAUAUUAAGUUUGAAAGAGGAAGAUUUGAAAUUGCUGGAUAAAAAUAAUAAAGACUAUUUUCUUAAUCUAAUUCUCAUUUUAAUAGAUGGAUUGGCUGAUUUAAAAAAAACUUAAAAUUUAAUUUAAUAUAGAGUCGAAAUUCUUAUAUCAAAUAAUAAAAUAAAAGAAUAGCUAGCAGCUUAAGUAAAAGAACUAAGAUCUUAAACUGUAGUAUUAUAGCAAAAUAUAGAUUAAUUUGGAUUGGAACAAUAAUAGCUCAAAGUAGAAAUUUAAUUUAAUAUUUUUAUAGCAAAACUUAACAUCUGGAGAUUUGAAUAAAACAGAUUUUAUAAAUAUAUAAUAAUAGAUAGAAGUUACCAAUAAUAAAAUAAAAGAAAAAGAAUUAGCGAAAUCUAAUUUCACAAAGAAACUUAUAUCAGUAUAAGAAAGAUAUAUUUAACUUGAAGAAGUAAUUAUAUUAUAAUAAUAUUUCAGGAAUUACAUUUAGUAUAAAUACCCAACUUAUUAAUAAAUCCUUCUAUGUUUUUGGGAUUUGAUUUGAAAAAUUCAUUAUAUUAUUUCUUUCUUAAUGAAAGGGAUAAAAUAUUUGUUUAAUGGAAAAAUUCUUGGAUUGAUUCAAAUAUGAAAUGGGGGUAAAUUUAAUUAUUAAAUAUAGUUUUUAUAAUUUUGAUGAUGUUGAAAUACUUUUAUAAACAUUAAAUCUUAAAGGUAUUAAAGAAUACUAAUUGAAAUUGAAUUUAGAAGAAAUUAAGAAGUAAAAAUUAAUUCUUUGUGAUUCAAAUCCUUCUGUAGCAUUAAAUGGGCAUGAUAAAUCUAUAGAAAAAACAUAACCAGAUUCUUAAUCAAAUAAUAACAAAUUAUCAUGUUUAAAUAAGUAAACAGAAAUUUAAUUAAUUCAUCUAUGUAAAUUAUUAACUGAAAUUGAUUCUAAUUUAACUAAUUAUCUUAAUGAUAAAAGUUGUAGAUGGUGUAGUGCUAAUGUACGUAAUGUAUUUCGUAAAAGUUAUGAUGAAAACAAAGAUUCAAUAGAUUGUUUAAAAAAAGCAGUAGAAUUUUUUAUUGAAAAUACAUAAACUUAAGAAAGAUUAGAUAAAUUAUAAGAAGGUGAUACUUUAGAUGAUAAUCUUUAUAUAGAUUUUGAUGAUGAUUCAGCUUUUCUAAUUACAAGAAAAAAAAAAAUUGUGGAAGAUGAAGAUCUUGAAAAUUAAAAUUAAAAUGAGAAUGAAAAUUUUAGAUAAUUAGAAGCUCUUGAUGCUAAUAAAUUAAAAAUUAGAAGAAUGCCAAUGAAACUAUUUGGAUGCUAUUUUGAAAAUCUAAAAUAAUGUUUAUUAGAUUAAGUAAAAGAUAAAUAUUGUGAUUCAUUAUAACUAAAAACUUGUUUAAUAGUUUUAAAGGAAGUAAUUAAAAUGUACAUUUAAAGAAAAUAAGAAGAAUUGUAAAGAUAAGAAAAGAAAAGAUAUUCACAUUAAUAAUAAUAAUAACCAUCCUUAAUUAUUGAAGAAAAUUAUAGGGAUUAAGUAUAAAAAUUUUAGCAAUCAGAUGGAGAGAAUUAAUGGGAAGAAUAAUGCAAAGUUUGUGGAUAAGGUGGUAAAGUACUUUUAUGUGAUACUUGUCCUAGAGUAUUUCAUCCUAGAUGUUUAAAGCUUAAGGAAAUUCCUAAAGGAAAAUGGAGUUGCAUGAUAUGCUUAAGCUAUUUUUCUAGAUAAGUUAAAACUAGAUAAACUUUUAAAAAGAUGCUAACUAAAUGA
This is a messenger RNA of Paramecium sonneborni, 2790 nucleotides long. The record is from the annotation of a GenBank genome assembly. NCBI's taxonomy places the organism in Eukaryota, Ciliophora, Oligohymenophorea, Peniculida, Parameciidae.